This is a messenger RNA of Lonchura striata (white-rumped munia), 1676 nucleotides long. Lineage: Eukaryota; Metazoa; Chordata; Aves; Passeriformes; Estrildidae. The record is from RefSeq and is a predicted model, not a curated record.
GUGCAGCAGGUCACCGCUGCACGGGAAAAUUGUCUCCGUGGCAAAUAUCCAUUCCCCGCGAGCUGCCCGUGGGCAGAGCGGCAGCGCUCGGCGGCGCUCGGUGCCUGCAGUGCCGGGAGGAGGCUGCGGGCGCCGCUGCUGACCGAGAGGAGCGAGAGGAGCUCGGAGCGCCGCAGCCCCGCCCGCUGCGGAUCCGCUCGCUCGGCCGCUCGCUCCCUGUCCGAACCUGCGGUCUGCGAUCAUCUCCGCGGUGCUGGCCCACUCUGCAGCCAGGCGGAGGGACCGGCAGCUGUGCACGGUGCAGAAGCUGAGAGAAUUGAGUGGCAGCGGGAUUGGAUCGGCGCUGUUACGGUACUGGCAGUGCCGCUCUGGAGAUGUGCGCGGCGGGGAGGCGCUGGGGCCGGCGGCAGCGAGCUCUGCUCUGGGCCGUGCUGCUGGCAGCGUGGGAGGCGGCGUGGGGGCAGCUGCGCUACUCCGUGCCCGAGGAGAUGCCCAAGGGCUCGUUCGUGGGCGACGUGGCCAGGGACCUGGGGCUGCAGCUGCCGGAGAUCAGGGCCCGGGGCGUUCAUAUCUUGGACAAAGGUAGGACGCAGUAUUUUGCUCUGCACGGGAAGACGGGACAUUUAGUGACGGCGGAGAGGAUCGACAGAGAGCAGCUGUGUGAGCGUGUGCAGCAAUGCGUGCUGCGCUGUGAGCUGAUAGUGGAGGGACAGAUGCAGGUUUACGGAAUACAAGUGGAAAUCACGGAUAUUAACGACAACGCGCCGAGCUUUCGAGAGGCAGAGACAGCGGUGAAAAUGAUUGAAACGACAGUCCCGGGAGCGAGGUUUCCCUUACCAGACGCUCAUGAUCUGGACUUGGGCUCGAAUUCCCUGCAGAGCUACGAGCUGAGCGGUGACGAGCACUUCUCGCUGGCCGUGCAGGCGGGCCCCGGCGGCGAUCAGCGUCCCGAGCUGGUGCUGGCGAAGGCGCUGGACCGGGAGGAGGCGGCGUUUCACGAGCUGGUGCUGAGGGCGAUGGACGGCGGCGAUCCGGCACGGACGGGCACGGCUCGGAUCCGCGUGACGGUGCUGGACGCGAACGACAACGCGCCCGUGUUCAGCCAGGCAGAGUACACGGUGCGUGUGCCCGAGGACGUGCCCGUGGGCUCUGUCCUCGUCACUGUCACGGCCACAGACGCCGACGAAGGUUUAAACGGCCAUAUGCAAUACUCCUUUAAGAAAAUCACAGAGAAAGCCUCGCAGAUUUUUCAGCUGGACCUCGACACGGGAGCGAUUGCAUUGACACGUAACUUAGACUUCGAGGAUGUAAAAUCCUAUGAACUGGACAUACAGGUUCGAGAUGGCGGGGAUCUUUCCGACAUAGCAAAAGUCAUGAUCACUGUAACAGACGUCAACGACAACGCACCCGAUCUCACAGUGUCGUCAGUAUUGAGUGAGAUCUCUGAGGAUGCCCCGCCCGGAACCGUGGUAGCAUUGCUGCAUGUGCAGGACCGGGAUUCGGGGGAGAAUGGCGAGGUGCGCUGCUCUCUCGACGAGAACGUUCCCUUCCACCUAGAAAAUGCCUAUGAAGACUACUACAGCGUGGUGACAUUGCUCAGAUAUGGAGAUGCAGAUGAAGCAACUUUGAUGAGUCAGAAACAAAAGAGUAAAUGUGAUUCUGCUAUCUUGGCAUAG